GUUUAAUGGCAACCCUAGACAAUGUUUUCAAGCAUUUUUUGCCAUUCGUAGUACGGUCUUAUCAUAAAAAAAACUCGUUUUAAAUUGUAAACAAAACCAAAUAUCUCCUUUAAAAUGCUGGCCAGGCGGAAGUGGACGCCAUCCGAGGAGGACAGGUUCAUCGACAUCUGGUUGCACAACCUGCACCUUUUCAUACCCGGCAGGAAACUGACAUACAUCUACUCGGAGUUGGAACUGUAUUAUCGGGAAGUUGGCUUGGAGAUCAACGCUCAAGGAAUCAAGUCCAAAAUGGAGACAUUGAAGCGAAAAUAUUACAGUAUGUUGUACUCGGACAACGAAGACCAAUCAACUGCCUGGAAACACUUCGACACGAUGGCACUCAUAGUAGCCGGUUCUAACAAGGAGGGCACGGAUACGGAGUGGAAGGACUACACGCAGCCAGCCAAAACCUCUCGCUCCUCUCGAUCUUCUGUUUAUAUGGACGAAGGCUCACAGACCCAGAGCGAAUACGAAGGAAAUUUCAACUCUGUUUUUCUGGACGAAGGUUCCGUGAACCUUUUUAACGAGGAGGAAAAGCCCCAACCCAAAAGGGUAAGACGGAGAUAUAGUAACACCAGCCGCAUUCGAGUAAAACCCCGAAGAAUUUGGACGACGGCGGACGAAAGUCAGUUCGUUGAUGUCUGGGAAAAGUUUGGAGUUGAUUUACAAAGUGAUAGGACAAAGAUGGAUGUGUACAAGGACAUGCAACGAGAGCUUGAUGAGCUUGGUAUUAAAAUAAUGCCCAACGACAUAAAGUCCAAAAUUGAAUCGCUGACGCGCACGUUUAGAGCUCACCAACAUACUGUGGGAGACCAGUCCGAAUGGAUACAUUAUCCCAAAGUAAAUCGGAUCCUGACUCCUAUAGAUUUUAGUAAGCUUCAAAAUUUCUUCGACGACAGCAGUUCGGAAGAAGACUCCGAGUGGUUCAAGAAAAUGGAACCAAAAGAAACAGAACCCGAGACCUGCAGCGAGCCCCCGAAUUCUACCGACUCUGUCGACAACAAAAUCGACGUUAGUAGGGAGCCAGAGCCGGAAGUCUCUACCAACUGCUCGAACUCUAACGACUCUGUUGUCAAUCAAUUCGACUGUAGUUCUCAGCCCAGCUCUCCCGAAUCCAGCAUAGAAUUUUCCAUGGUUGAAUCUAAUCCAAGGCGAUGCGAAGUGUCCAUUGAGAUUUUGGAUGAGGAAGAGGCUGUCAAGCCAUUGCCAUCGCCCCCGUUGGAAAAACUUAAAGCUGCUGAGGAUUUCAGCCAAUUUGUAACAAAGGAGUUGGCCGUCUUGAAUGAUGAUUUGCUAAUUGAAGCUAAACGCCAAAUAUACAAUAUUAUUUGCGGCCUUCAAAUGAAACAAAAUGAACUUAAUAAAAAAUCGAAAUUGGCCAAAUAAA
Messenger RNA from Drosophila biarmipes, 1426 nucleotides. RefSeq lists its product as uncharacterized. NCBI's taxonomy places the organism in Eukaryota, Metazoa, Arthropoda, Insecta, Diptera, Drosophilidae. Gene Ontology annotation, biological process: positive regulation of DNA-templated transcription. Gene Ontology annotation, cellular component: nuclear body. The coding region runs from base 115 to 1425 and encodes 436 amino acids. The transcript has 6 exons. The record is from RefSeq and is a predicted model, not a curated record.